Molecule: messenger RNA, 795 nt
Organism: Geodia barretti
Lineage: Eukaryota; Metazoa; Porifera; Demospongiae; Tetractinellida; Geodiidae
Source: the annotation of a GenBank genome assembly
UGGAGAGUUCGUCGGAACGUUCAUUCUCGUCACUGCGAUUUGUACCGCGGUGACGUUGGCCGUAAUUGUCGGGGCACUAUCUGGACUCUGGCAGGUGACCGUGUGAUUGGUAUCGGUCUGGGGCUAGCAAUUUACAUCAGUGCGCACAUCUCCGACGCUCACCUCAACCCCGCCGUCACCCUCGCCUUCGCUAUCGUACGUUAUAGGGUCUUUUCGUGGAAGAAAAUCCCGAUCUAUGUCACUGCGCAGAUGCUGGGAGGAUUUUUCGCUGCAGCCAUAAUGUACGGGUUUUAUCACGGCGCGGUGGAGUCUUUCGAAGACAACCUUGGGUUGGAGCGCGGAAGUAACGGGAGCGAGAGGACGGCCAUGAUUUUCGGUGAAUACUUUCCGAACCCCGCCGCGUUCGUUGCCGAAGCGUUUUUUAUCGAAGCCUGGGGUACGGCAGUGCUGGUAUUCGUCAUAUUCUCUUUGACGGACUCCCACAACACGACUGUGGGGAGCGGCAACAAUAAGGUCGUCGUGCCGAUAUUGAUCGGUCUUACGCUCUCCUUCCUCGUAUCGAUGUACGGACCAUUGACGCAGGGAGGCUACAACCCAGCGAGAGAUUUCGGGCCUCGUCUCUUCGCCGCGUUGGUAGGAUGGGGGAGAAUCGCUAUUCCUGGACCGCGGAACGGGUUCUGGCUGUACAUCAUUGCACCGCUGAUCGGCGGACCAAUUGGCGGUGCUCUGCACGACCUGGGCGUGGCCAACAUCACUCGACUGAAGAGAUUUGUUAAACCUGCUAAGCAAUUCUAG